Messenger RNA from Gaeumannomyces tritici R3-111a-1, 2929 nucleotides. RefSeq names its product zinc finger protein. NCBI's taxonomy places the organism in Eukaryota, Fungi, Ascomycota, Sordariomycetes, Magnaporthales, Magnaporthaceae. The record is from RefSeq and is a predicted model, not a curated record. Gene Ontology annotation, cellular component: nucleus. The coding region runs from base 360 to 2213 and encodes 617 amino acids. Gene Ontology annotation, biological process: regulation of transcription by RNA polymerase II. The transcript is spliced from 2 exons.
CUCUGCUCCCCCUCUAGUCGAUCAUCACGACACUUCACUCUCAGACCACCACUCAACAGCAAGAUACUUAAGAGGGAGACCAUCCUUUCUCUCUCGUCCUGUCCCUCGUUUGAACAUCCCGCCUCUUCAUCACAGCAACUACAUCCAACACCACGCCUCAGCCUGCCUGGUGUUAGUCGGAACACGGGAUUACCACAUACGCAUAAGGGGACAGCACACACAGAACACCAGCCGAGAGAUUGCAGAGUGGGAGAAGGAUUCGGAGCCCUCUGCAAAUCCUCCAACCCUCGACCAACACACACCCAUAGACUGACGCGCGACCUGUAACGGUCCCCGCCAGUCCUCACUCGCCAUUCGUGAUGCCCUCCAGACACCUCAGCAGCGACCCCGAGGAUUACAACAUGCUGUACCCAGAGCCUCCGCAAGGCGCCUUCGGCUCGGCGCCCCUGGAGAUGAACGUUUCGCCCGACGCCUAUUACCCAAGGGUUUCGGCCCAGGAGUACCCCACCACUAUGCACUUCGACGCCAGUGCCCUGUACACAGAGACUCCCUACGGCGUCUUUGCCAAGCCCAACGGCCUGAUGUCACCCGCCAUGUACGCCGACGACGGCGAGAUGAGGUUACCCUCGUCCAACCUGUCCAUUGCCUCCAACGGAUCCGCGCCCUCGUCGGCACACGGCUCGCCGCGCUCCGCCCACCAACCCGUCCCUGAGUGGGCCGGCGCCCAUGCCCUGCCCGGCAUCGUGGGCCAGAGCGACUACUUCGCGCCUGGCGCAGAGUACUCGUUCGCCCCCGCGCCCAGCAUGGACGAGUUCAGCGCCGCUUUCGAGUACGCCCAGCAGCACAGCAAGCCGCCAGGCUUUGUGGAUCCCUCUCUCAUUCAUCCCGGCAUCACCCGCCCCCUCGAAAUCCCCACUUUCGAGUCGGCAUAUCCCGCACCCCCACCAUCAGCAUAUCCCGUCUCGCCCGCCCUGACGGGCUCUCCCAACGUCCGCAACGGCAGCACAUCGCCCUUCGUCCCUAAUCAUAAUUACUACCCGCAUGGCCAGUUCGCCGCACCCCCCGAGCCGCGGAGACAGAGCCUGCAUUCUUUCACCUCGGGAUACUCGGCGGAGCCGCACAACAGCGACGGCGAGACCAGCAAGGAGAAGCAGCGAUGCCCGCAUCCUGAGUGCGGCAGGAAGUUCAAGGAUCUCAAGGCGCACAUGCUCACUCAUCAAGAGGAACGCCCGGAGAAGUGCCCGAUCCAGACUUGCGACUACCACGUCAAGGGGUUCGCACGCAAGUACGACAAGAACAGGCACACUCUGACGCACUACAAGGGCACCAUGGUGUGCGGUUUCUGCCCUGGAUCGGGGUCGGCGGCCGAGAAGUCGUUCAACCGCGCAGACGUCUUCAAGCGCCACCUGACUGCCGUGCACGGCGUCGAGCAGACGCCUCCCAACAGCCGUAAGAAGGCGGCCGCCGCCGCGGGCGCAUCCAAGAAGCUGACGGGCUACGCCCCCGACGCCACGGGAAAGUGCAGCACCUGCUCUGCCACAUUCUCCAACGCCCAGGACUUCUACGAGCAUCUGGACGACUGCGUUCUCCGCAUCGUGCAGCAGGAGGACCCGGCCGAGGCCAUCAACGCCAAGAGGCUGGCCGAGGUUGCCGAGGACCGCGAGGUGCACGCGACGCUGGAGAAGAACCAGCUGCCGACGGCCACCAUGACGUCGCCCUUUAGCGAUGACGACGACGAGGAGAUGUACGAAGAGGAGUGCGAGGACGAGUCCCGCGUCCGCGCCGGCGGCAAGUCCACCGCCUCGCCCUCCAAGAAGAAGGGCGGCAACCCCGCCAACGGUGUGCAAAAGUCGCGUGGCAUGACGCACUCACGCAACGGGCCGGCGCACAUCAAGCAGGCCAAGGGCCGCAAGAGCCGGCGCGACUACCCGACGUCGUGGGGGUUCGACAAGGGCCAGAUGACCAUGAAGAAGCGCGUCAUGACCGUCUUUGACGGUCCGCGCCGCCUGGCCAAGGACGACAUGAUGCUGUCGACGGAGCACGAGGUGCGCAUCAAGCUCCAGGACGAGAAGGCCUACGUUACCGACCUCGACAUCCAGACCAUGCGCCGCGCCCAGGGCUUCCUCGACGCCACAGAUGAGGAGAAGGGACCCUGGAUCUCGGACGACCUGACCGAGGAGCAGCGCCGUCAGCUUCACGCUGCUGGUCAAUAAUGGGCUGAGGCAACUUGUCUCUCUGUUCCACACACACACACUCUCUCAAACACAAACAUUUUCACGACUUUUAUGACGGCAAGCUUUGGCCAAUACCCCGGGAAAUAAAAUUAAUGGCGUAGAGAGUGGGCAUGUACUAGGCGCGGUGAAGGGUUUUUGUUUUUCGUUUUGAUCUUUUCCCCCCUCUUGUCCAUUUCCAACAUAUUACACUCUUUGGAUGAGGGCUUGUUUUCUUACGCCUUGUCAUGUCUCUGGAUUUUAUCUCUUGUAACGGAUUGAACCUUGCCGCCGGUUGCGGCGUCACGAUACCCUUGGUUUUUGCUUCUGUAUUUUUUCCAACCCUCCUUCUUUUUCUGUCUUUUUCGUUUAUAUUCUGCCUUUCGAGCAGAUGACGCAUUGCGGUGUCUUACUGAAGUAAUAUAAAAAAGAAAGAUCUCUUCUUGCAUCCUCGUUUCUGUUCCCUUUGUCCUUCUUUGGCUCCAAGAAUCUUUCCUGCCUUUUGUUGAUCUCUGCCAACAUUUCUUGAUUAGGCCUGGUCUUGGUUAUGUGGACGGUCGGUCGGCGCAGCGCGGGCGGCGCCUCGUGGUAUGGACGUUGGGGUCUAUAAGAAGGUUGUGUUAUUGUUAUUCUCUUCUUGGUCUGUCCCUUCCGCCUGUUGUAGAAACAUUGCGUGUGAAACAAAUAAGCAUCCUUUAUGCCAAUGAACUUCUCCGCCG